Messenger RNA from Prunus dulcis (almond), 2034 nucleotides. RefSeq names its product proteasome assembly chaperone 4-like. The record is from RefSeq and is a predicted model, not a curated record. NCBI's taxonomy places the organism in Eukaryota, Viridiplantae, Streptophyta, Magnoliopsida, Rosales, Rosaceae. Bases 107 to 592 code for a protein of 161 amino acids. Gene Ontology annotation, biological process: proteasome assembly. The transcript has 5 exons.
AAAAAGUAUAAAAUGCAAGAAAAAGAAGAGGGGGCCAAAACCCUUGAGAGAUUGACCCCGCUCAUUUCUCCAAUUCACAGUCUCACUCUGCUCGUGUCUGCAAAUAAUGGCUCGAGAAGAUUUAGACCUCGGUGCUCUAAACCAUGCUAUGAGCUCUGCUCAAAUUUCGAAAGACAAAGAACCGGCUGCUCCCAGCUACUACAGCAACGAAGACGAUGCUGGUGGCGUGCAGAUCACGUGCUUCACUGAAGUCGUCAACGCUACUACUUUCCACUUCCAAAUCAUGCGCCUUCCCAAGCAGAUAUAUGCAUGGAUUGGCUGCAACUCUGCAAAAUUGGGACAUUUGUAUGCAGCAGCACCCAUGAGACCUAACAGUACAGUGGGUGUUACAUCCAUACUUGGUGGGGCUUCUGAUAAUACAGGGUCGAGCAUUGCUCGAAGAUUAGUUUUAAAGACGGGACUGAAUAUAAUUCUGGCUUGCAACAUUCCUAAGAAUAGCCCCAUGAUUGAGGCAGAUGCUGAAAAGUUGUUGGUUCUGAAGCUAAUCAGUCUUGGGUACACAAGGCCAAAGUCAGAAGGAUUGUCUUCAUAGUUGAGGUUUUUCUGAACCUGCUGUUUAUCAGGAAUGCAUACUAGUCUGAUUAUAGUCGUCAAGCUAACACUUUUUCAAGAUUGUGUUCUGAUUGCAAAGUGCUGAGUCAAUUGAAAUAUGAUUUUGGAUGUUUGGCAGGAGUGUAAUGACGAGCAUAGUUUUGUAGCAUCUGGUGAUUGGUUCUGUUUCUUUUAGAGUUUUGCCUAUGAUUGCAAAGUAUUUAAGAAAGCUAGCCAAACUUGUGAGUUUCAAGCAUAGUUGCAGUACAGUGAUUUGGGGCUCGUUUGGAGUGAUUUUGGAUAGGCCAAUAAUCAGAGAAGCAAAUGAAAGGAAGUUGCUUCACCCCAUAAUCGCUUUAAUUCACUGUAUUAUUGUAACCCUUAUGAAAUUAUUUUGCUUUGCUGCUUUGGUUAUCCCCCACUCCGUCACUCUUGUUGGAGCUGGCUUGGUGUUUUUAAGUUUUUUCUCGCUCAAAAUUCUCAGUUAGUCAAUUCCAUAUGCAUCAUGAAAUAAACACCUUUUGUUUCUUUUAAAUUAUUUUUCUAAUAUAAACUAUAAAAACCAAAACCCUAAACACAAAAUGAUUUACCCUAGACCCAAAGGGAACAUUGUAACCACUCUCUGUAAGGAUUCUAUUAAGCCUAAAAUUCAAUGUAAAUGGGCCGCUCUUAUUUUACCAAAAUUUCAUUUAUUUUCUAAAGUUGCACUUAAAAGAUGAACUUUGAAGUGCAAAAUGUUGGUUGUUGCAGGAGGAUAUUCCAAAGAUGAACUUAUUUCGUAUAAUUUGUUAGCAAAACUUAACAUAUUCAUGUUCUCAAAAUUUAACGUGCCCACAAUUCACAACAGUAUAUAGUGUUAUAAACUUAAACUCAUAUAAUAAAUGUAAUAUAAUAUAAAUAAAACAUCUUGACAUACCUUAAAAAAAUUUAUAUAUAAUAAUAACACAUCAAAUAACAAAACCCCACUCUGCACCCGAGUUUGAAUCCCUCUUUUCUUAGAAGAAAAAUAACAAAACCCCAUAACAUGUCACCAAAUCCUUACAUCCAAAAAAUAAAAAUAUAUAGACAAAAGAUUUUUUAAAAAGAAAAGAAAAACAAAUUGAUAUAUAUAUAUAUAUAUAUAUAUAUAUGUAUAUACAACAACCCGAUAAGGCUCUAGCUUAGUAAAAGAGUCUUUCUUGGAUACAUAUACAUGGGAAAAGAUCUUAUACUCUCCUAAAAGUAGGCCACUUUACAUGCCUUUCUUUCUUUCUAAUCGCUCAAACCUUUUCCUUCACUGACUUAAGAGACUGAUCUGGAGGAAUUGGUUAGCCUAAUUAAUCAGAUUUUCCAUCAAUUAAUCUGCUGCAUCAGCAAGUUUGGUGGUCAAAUUUAACUGCCAUGGCUACUCUUAAUCUUAAGUUUCAGCCAGAUGCUGCAGGUACGUAAGACAAACGAGUAUAU